AUGGCCAAUAACUCUUGUCUCGUCAUUGUCUCUCUCAUUGGAGUUCUUUUGUUCACCAUCAUUUCAAAUGUGGCAUCAUCUAACGAUGUCGUUUCCACCAUCUGUCCAAAAACUUCAAAUCCACCAUUUUGUUCAACCAAGUCACUUACAACAACCACCACCAAUCCUCAACUUAAGCAACGAUAUUCGUCUUGUGCUGAGAGCUAUGAUGAAGCUGUUGGUGACAUUGAAAAUGGCCAAAAGGACUUGGCACUUGGUGACUUUAAUGCUGUCAAUAUUGUAACUUCUGGUGCCAUGACAGAGAUCGACGACUGUCAGGAUAAGUUCUCGCAGCCGCCGAAGGAUACAUCGUUGCUUUUGAAGAAUGGCAAGACUCUAAAUGAUAUAUGCAGCAUUAUUUUGGUUAUAUCUAAUCAUCUUUGA
Cucumis melo (muskmelon) is the source of this 423-nucleotide messenger RNA. Its product is annotated as pectinesterase inhibitor-like. Gene Ontology annotation, molecular function: pectinesterase inhibitor activity. Bases 1 to 423 code for a protein of 140 amino acids. The transcript is spliced from 2 exons. Gene Ontology annotation, biological process: negative regulation of catalytic activity. NCBI's taxonomy places the organism in Eukaryota, Viridiplantae, Streptophyta, Magnoliopsida, Cucurbitales, Cucurbitaceae. The record is from RefSeq and is a predicted model, not a curated record.